Messenger RNA from Larimichthys crocea (large yellow croaker), 5383 nucleotides. Its product is annotated as zinc finger FYVE domain-containing protein 1. Gene Ontology annotation, molecular function: 1-phosphatidylinositol binding; zinc ion binding; phosphatidylinositol-3-phosphate binding. The transcript has 11 exons. Gene Ontology annotation, biological process: lipid droplet formation. Lineage: Eukaryota; Metazoa; Chordata; Actinopteri; Sciaenidae. The record is from RefSeq and is a predicted model, not a curated record. Gene Ontology annotation, cellular component: lipid droplet. Bases 942 to 3302 code for a protein of 786 amino acids.
CUGACCUGGCAACAAAAUAACGUAGCUAGAGAGAGAGAGAGAGAGGGAGAGAGAGAGAUCUGCUAGGGAGGGGGGCUGAAGAACAAAACAAUGACACUGCUCGGACGGAUUCAAACACACUAACACUUUUAAAGACUUAAAAAAAAAGACGUGAUCGAGCGGAUUGCCCUCCUUCUUCAAAGCAGAAGAGUCCGCGGGUAGCCGAGCUUUGUGACAUCGACUGGUUUGUUUUUGUUGAUAUGUUGCUACAGAUCAGUUGACAGACUGGAGGCUAGCUGUUUGUUAGGACGGGCUGUGUACUCUUAGGACUCGCUUGCUCUCCAAUUACAAGAUUUCCUCUGGUAAAAAAAAAGUUGAAACUGCCUGUCAGAAAAAAAACAAGUAGCUGUAAAGUGUCGCUGUCCUUUUUUUGUUGCCAAAUUAUCCACCGAGUUUGCCUGCGAGCUGUCGAGGGUCAGCUUUGCUAGCUAGCCUGUUGUUAGCAUCAACAUUUGCACAUUCAUCUUUUCAGGGAGAGUUUCAUUGUCUCGGUCGGUGCAGGCGUACGAGCUGAUUUCUGUGUUAUUUUUAAGCUUGAUUUGAUGUCAUGCUGCAGCUGUAGUGCUUUUACUUUAAUACGUGAACAAGCUGGCGAAGUGUUUUGGUGGUACGAAGAUAUCAGGUGUUUCCGCUUCAUUGCCUCACUUUUAGUUGCACUAAAUUAUAUUAUUAAAAACCGCGUGUGUUUAAAUUAAUGCUGCAGAAAGAUAGAUGUGCUGUUACAGUCAAUGAAUCACCAGCCUCGUUACUAUGCAGCUUAUUUAAGUUGUUUUAGCCUUUGUAUUUGGUCAUUUGAGUCAGUAUUAUUACACGUUUUGUCAUUGGCUGCUAUUGGAAACUGCUGGUGCUGUUGACAAGGUGUUUCCAAUAAGCACUGCUCUUUGUUUACUUUGUAAGAAACGAUGAGUGGGCAUGGCUCAUCUUCAGAAAAGGGAGUCAAUACUAGCCUAAUAUGUCAAGAGAGUUAUGCCUGCGGUGGCUCUGAGGAGGCUGCGUUUGAGUGCGAUGAAUGCAAAAGCUUGCAGUGUGUUCGUUGUGAGUUGGAGCUCCAUGAUCAGGAGCGUCUGAAGAACCACGAGCGGGUUCAGAUAGGUCCUGGGCAUGUACCUUACUGUGAUAAUUGUAAAGGAGGUAACGGAGACAGUAACAAACGUCAUAGAUCCGUGGUCCGCUGUCAGAACUGCAAAGUUAACCUGUGCCAAGACUGUCAGAAACGCACCCACAGCGGAGGCAACAAGAAGAAACACCAGCUCACAUCUUAUCCUCCACCAGCCAAACCUGCAAUGGUCAACUCUGUACAGACGUCUGUCCCACCUGCUGUUCAAAUAGCCGAUGAGACUAAAUCUCAAAGAGCAAAGCUUCUGGAGAAGGUUUCCAGUUUUCUCUUGGUGGAUGAAAAUGAGGAGAUGCAGAUAAAAGAUGAAGCUUCAUUCAUAAAGCGACUGAGCUGCUACCCCGACCAGCUGCUGAAGGUGGUGUCCAUCUUUGGCAACACAGGAGAGGGCAAAUCUCACACCCUGAAUCACACGUUCUUCAUGGGCAGAGAAGUGUUCAAGACUUCUCCCACACAAGAGUCCUGCACGGUGGGCGUGUGGGCGGCAUUUGAUCCCAUCCGUAACGUCGUGGUCAUCGACACAGAGGGGCUGCUUGGGAACAGUUCCAAACAGGGCCAGAGGACCCGUCUCUUGCUCAAGGUGCUCGCCAUCUCCGACCUCAUCAUUUACCGCACCCACGCCGAUCGUCUCCACGAUGACCUCUUCAAGUUCCUCGGGGACGCAUCGGAUGCUUACUUGAAGCAUUUCACCAAGGAACUGAAGGCCACGACGGCACGCUGUGGCCUGGAUGUCCCACUGUCCACCUUGGGCCCUGCUGUGGUCAUCUUCCAUGAAACCGUCCACACGAAGUUGCUUGGUUCAGAUAAGUCAUCUGAGUCAGUAGACCGGCUGUUGUUGGAGCGCUUCAAGAAGCUUUCCCGUUUCCCAGAGGCCUUCAGCUCCGUCCAGUACUGGGGCACGCAGACUCUCAACCCCCCUACUGACUUCUGUGGCCUGCAGAAUAAACUGGAGCAACUCCUGGAUAACAACGCCACCCGUUCCCCACGCACCCCUAUGGUCAUCUUUAAAGCCCUGCAGGCAUUGAGUGAACGCUUUAAUGGGGAAAUUGCAGGUGAGCUUGUAGCCCACAGCUGCUUCUUUCCUGAUGAGUACUUCACCUGCUCUAGUGUGUGCCUCAGUUGUGGAUCCGGCUGCAAGAACAGCAUGAACCACUUGGGAGAACGAGUGUGCCAUGAGGCGAAGUAUCGUUGUCGUUAUUCUGUCCAGUAUGAUAAUCGCAUUUACACCUGUAAGGCCUGCUAUGAAGGGGGAAAAGAAGUGAUAGUUGUCCCGAAGACCUCCGCUUCCUCAGACUCUCCAUGGAUGGGCCUCGCCAAAUACGCCUGGUCUGGGUACGUUAUUGAGUGUCCCACCUGUGGAGUGAUCUAUCGGAGCCGUCAAUACUGGUAUGGGAAUCAGGACCCUGUGGAUACUGUUGUCCGCACUGAGAUCCAGCAUGUAUGGCCGGGGUCUGACGGCUUUUUGAAGGAUAAUAGCAAUGCAGCACAGCGUCUUCUGGAUGGCGUUAACCUAGUGGCCCAGUCUGUGUCAGAGCUCAGUGUCAAGCCUGCCAAGGCCGUCACCUCUUGGCUGACAGAUCAGAUCGCCCCGUCCUACUGGAAACCCAACUCCCUCAUCUUGGUGUGCCACAAGUGUCACACAGUCUUCCAGGACAACGACACCAAACAUCACUGCCGUGCCUGCGGGGAGGGCUUCUGCGACGGCUGCUCUUCCAAAGCUGCGCCCGUGCCCGAGAGAGGCUGGGGUCUCGCCCCUGUCAGAGUCUGUGACGUCUGCUUCGAGCAGAGAGCCUCAUACGCAGAGCUGAUUGAGGCAGAGCUCGAGGAGGAGGAAGGUGGAACCCUCGCCAGGAAGGUUGGAGAAGCAGUGACCAACACCAUAGGGGUUGUGGUCACUGCUAUUGACAUCCCACUUGGCCUAGUGAAAGAUGCAGCCCGUCCUGCCUACUGGGUGCCUGACCAGGAAAUCCUGUCCUGCCACAACUGCCAACGUGAGUUCACUGCCAAGCUGUCAAAGCACCACUGCCGCGCCUGCGGCCAAGGAGUGUGUGACGACUGCUCCCCGGAGCGCCGUCCGGUUCCGUCGCGGGGCUGGGACCACCCCGUGCGCGUGUGCACCAGCUGCAACCAGAACCCUGGAGAACUUUAACAGGGACGGCCUUCCUUCCUCGGAGAGCACCAGAGAGAACCACUCGCUCACUCAGCUCGCAGUCUGUCACUGCUUUACCUCUGUUACUCUAAUGGUUCUGUCUUGUAUCUGUGGAAAGGAAGUUUUUAGGCAUAUAUAUAAAUAUAAAUAUAUAUAGGACAUUAGCAAAUUUGGGAUUUCAGAGUUCCUGUGGCCUUUGUAGAACAGCCAACAUGUGAGUUACUUGACUGAGUGUGAAACCUGCAUUUCCACUCUGAUUAUUCACAGAGUGAGUAUUUUGAUUCUUAUUGACACAAAUCCCUAAUUUUACGUUGAAUAAGGCUGUUAAGCUAUUUUUCUACUAUCAGAAAAUAUGAAAAAAAAAUGUAUCGUUUAAGAAAUAUUAGUCAGUUGAGAACCCUGCGGGGUCGGUGUGAUUAGUUUCCAGCAAUUCUUAUUAAUAAGCAUUGUUUCUCUGAUGUCCUACAUGUAAUGGCAAAGAGAUAUUUUAUAUCCGUGCAGGUAUAACUGCAGGUUCCAUUGCAUGCUGUAUUGCAACAUUUUAGUUUUUGCACUAAGCCUUUUUCAGCUGUUAUAGGCUGUUGCUUACCAUGGCCAAAAUCCAGAUAUCCAGACGAUGAUGUAGUCUGUCCCAAACUGAGCUGAAAUCUACUACAGUAGCUCUAGAUUGUGGAUAUCUGGUGUGCCAAAAAUCAUUCAGGUCACUGUGUCUGUGCUGGUAUAAUGUUUAUAUUUUAUCAUGUACUUUGUGGUUGUAUGAAGACAUAGAACUAUGUUAGAGGAGUGUACAUUUGAAUUGUUGAAAAUUAUUUAUGUAUUGAAGUUUAAAAAAAAAAAAAGAUAUUCGCACUCGUGGCGGCAUGCAUGACAGUCUGAUAAAUCCAUGGCCUUUUACUUAUUCAGAGGAUGGUCUCUGAAUAAACCUCACUGUCUCUUUUACCGAACAGCAUUUUAGCGUCCACACACACACACACACGUUAUAAAAUGUACGUAUUUCAUGUACACAUUUGUUUUCCUGACACUUUGGUUUGAACUGUUUUCUAUAUAUUUGCAGUUGCUGCCUGCGUGAUUGUCUGGCUGUUAUUUAGCAGAACUGAAGAGUAGUCAAAUUUGUCUUCAAACCAGUUUUACAAAUUACACUCAUGCCUCCAGUUUUCUUUAGGCACAGGCUGAGUCCUUAUCCUGGACUCCUGGCAAAGGUCAGCACAUUUUUGGCUCUGUUUAGCGCAUAGUUUCUACGUUAUUUUACAUCUGUUAUUGUAACACAUUGUAUAUGUUCUUUUUUUGUUUGACAUUAGAUACUGUAUGGAUAUUUAUAUACUUUGUAAUGCCUGUACGUGACCCAUCGUUUUUAUCAUGUUGUCUUUUAUUAUUUUUUUGUCUUUUAGAAUUUCACGUAAAAACAGAUGUGGCAGUGAGGAGAUAUUCAACCAUAUUUAGUGAAUGAGAGCUUUAACUUGUCUUGCAUCAUUGCUAGUUUUGCAUUACCAGGUAAUGAGACCGUCACAUCUGGAUGUCAUAUAAAGCACAAGGUGAUGCCUUUAACACAUACGCUUGUAUUUCAUUGUUAAAAAGAAAAAGAGAAAAAAAGGGUCUUUGUCGAUUGUAAGCUUUGUAGAUAAAGUUAAUUUCUCCCUUUUUGCUCGUAACGUGGAACUUUUUGGUUCUGAUGAGAAAAUGUUGUCUGUCCAGUCUCAAAAUAGAUUUAUCUGUCUGAAUGUUGCAUCACAAACACACACACAAUCACAAGCACACUCCUCUGAGACCCUGAUAUUGCACAGUAUAGAAUAGGAAUCACAUCAUGCCGGAUCACUUGUACUGGAUUUCAUUCCCAUGCAAAUAUUUGUGCCGUCUGCUUCAGAUAUCCUUACACAGUCCAGUUUUUUUCAAUUAAGGUCGGGUUCUAUCGUCGACAGUUCCCACCUACACAGUACAAAUCAAACAGGAAUGAUUGAUGCAUUUUAAAAACUGUUGGAAACUUGACUUGAAGCGAUGAUGAUGAUGAUGUGUGGAUACUUGCUGAACUGAUGGAAGAUUUGCAUAAGAUUAAAGUUGCAUCAGCUCCCGUCUGUCAAAAAAAA